AUGCGAAGCGGCCUGUCUGCAGGAGUGGUGCAGCCCCUGGCAUCGCAGCAGACACCCUUAGACUUAGAUGCAGAAGCUUUGCUCACAAGAUCCUCCCGGUCACGGCCUUUCAGACUUGAGGACGAGGACGCGGGCAGGAUGGGAUCGCCGCGUCCGCGGGGCAAGCGGCAAAAGCUCUCCGAGAGCCCGAGCCCGUCGCGGCUCAGAGGUCAAGCUCUGCUUCAGUGGCUCUGGAAGCGUCGUCUGGACAGAGGGGUUGAGACUGCAGGCAAAGCCGGGGAAGUGUCCGGUGGUGGGGACGUGGAGUCUGUUGCAAGGCCCAUCCGCAAUGCAAAGCAGCUGCUGCAAGAACAGCUCAAGCAGUUCAAGCUGCUCUUAGAGAACCGGGAGAGCCCGGAGACUGAGUUUGGGCUGUCGGCUGCACCUCCUCUGGUGACCACAAGGCCAUAUCGCAAGAACCAGAAGGCGCCCUUGGAAGGCGGCACAGUUCUCCUGCCUCCCACCUGCCUGCAAGUCGACGCCCUCUUGGGGGCGGAAGCGACGGACGCCUGGGACAAAGUGCAGCGGAAGGUCCUAGUGGAGGCGAAGAGGGCCGAGCGCCGGAGUGCUCAGGCGGCCAAGGCUCCGAGCGGGGCUGUUUCCUGCUUUCUGCCCUGGAGGAGCCUGGAGGUGUCCUUGGAGGCUUUCUUGUUCCAGAAGGCGCAUCUGCAGCUCCAGAAGCGCUGUGAUCUGGAGCCCGGUCGACGAGUGCUGAUGCGACAGCUCGGCGGGCAGCCGACGGCGGGUCUCUUCGAAGACCCAGCCGCAGGGUCGGCGAUGGCCAACGCGGCCCUGAGCGCCGCUCUGGUGGGAGUCUUGCCUGCCGAGAGCACCGGCAACGAGUUCCAGGCCGCGACUUUGCUGCCGAGCAGGCGGAGCGGUAGCUUGGCAGAGCUCGUGGAGGCCGCAAGGCCUGGUCUCCUCGGAAGGUGGCAUCCCUGCCCGGCCCUGUCUGUGCCCACCGGUUGCAAGGAUGCCCUCUUAUGCACGCGGCUCUUUCGGGACACCUGCGUGGGCCUCACCAGCACCUUUGCAGGGCGCAUGUCAAGGCAAGGGCUCACAGAAGAUCAGCCUUUGGCACCCUCCGGUGGCCAGGAGCACUGUUUCUGCAACAUCUGUUCCGAGUGGCUCUCCCGCAGCAGCCAUAAGUCGCAUCAGUGCCAAUCGCAUGUGGGCAAACCACAAGCGAAGACGAAGCCUCGGCUCAAGAUCUUUCACCAGUCCUGGGAUGGUCUGGAGUUCCCACUCUCCUUCCAGCACAGCCGCCAGACAGUGGAGAUUUCCUGCGAUGCCGUCCUUGAGAAUGCCUUCAAGCGGCUUCUGUGGCCCCAGGUGUGGGAACCGAAGCAGGUAAGCAGCAGCUGGCGUCUGACAAAGUCUCAGAGCGAGCCCUGCCAAAGCUCUCCCAUUCAGAAUCUGAGCCUCAAGGUGCCCUACGAGAACUUGACGCAGCCUGGGCGGUUCCUCCUCUCUUCGUCUCAGCUGGCUUUGCUAGGUUGGAUGCGGCAGCAAGAGCGACAAUCUCUUUUCAAGUCCCAGCAGACCAUCCGUCAAGGCCUCUGCGAGACGGAUCUAGCGCUGGAGCUGCAGCUCGCUCGCGAGUUUGAGUUCUGUGGUGGCCUUGUCCUCACCAGGGCCCCGAACGAAGAGCCCUACUUCGACAGGGCUGUGGCGACCUGUAUCCUGGCCCUGAUGGAGGAUGCUGAAACUGCCAAGCCAAGUCCCAUGCUGAACAAGCGCAGGUGUCGUCUCGAAGCCACGGGCACGCUCAUCCUCGUACAGCAGCAGAGUCUCCCAUAUUGGCAGCAAGCAUUGGAGGCCUCUCCCCUGUCGCGCCGGCGCGUGGUCAUCGUUGCCAACCAGCGUAAGAUGCGAAGUCUCACCGUCGCCGAGGUAGUGGAGGCUGACUUGAUCUUGGUGUCCGUGCAGCUCUUCAGUUCAGAAGCCUAUCAGCGCCACUUCGACAGCCUCUCAAAGCCAGGGCUACAAGUUUGGGAUGCGUCGUCGCUGCAGAAGCGGAUAGAUACCGUCCAGGGCCAGGGCGACACAGAGCCCGAGGAGCUGUGCCAAGACGUUGAGGGCAGCUUUGAGCAGGGUGAUUUGGUUACCCUCCACGGACUCAUCGCAAAGGCCCACCUCAACGGCCGCCGCGGCCAGUUGAUCGGUUGGCAGGAGGACACGGGGCGCUGGUCCUGCUUGCUGGAGGCACCGAAGUCAGCCAAAGUGCCGAAGCCCACAGCCAAGAGAAAGAG
Symbiodinium necroappetens is the source of this 2291-nucleotide messenger RNA. NCBI's taxonomy places the organism in Eukaryota, Dinophyceae, Suessiales, Symbiodiniaceae. The record is from the annotation of a GenBank genome assembly.